Cervus elaphus (red deer) is the source of this 3513-nucleotide messenger RNA. RefSeq names its product taste 1 receptor member 1 (gene TAS1R1). Gene Ontology annotation, biological process: G protein-coupled receptor signaling pathway; sensory perception of umami taste. The coding region runs from base 822 to 3347 and encodes 841 amino acids. Lineage: Eukaryota; Metazoa; Chordata; Mammalia; Artiodactyla; Cervidae. The record is from RefSeq and is a predicted model, not a curated record. Gene Ontology annotation, cellular component: membrane. Gene Ontology annotation, molecular function: G protein-coupled receptor activity. The transcript has 6 exons.
CCUGGCCUCCGCAGGCGCCUGUGUGGCUCGGGCCCCUGGAGGCGGUGGAACCUAGGGACAGCCUGGGCGACACCCUGCCAGGCAGUCCCAACGAGAGCCCCAUUUACAUUAUGCAAAAGCCUCACCCCGGCUGCGUGGAGAGGGAAAGUCAGAUACCCCAAGUCCAGGGCCACCUCUCCGGAAAUCCAGCUAGGACUUUUUCCCCCCGCCCGCGACUGAAAAAGCUCCAGGAUUGACGUUUUAAACAAAACCGGUCUGUUUGCAUACCCUCCGUUUGCAUGCAUUUGUCUUUGAGCUGAAGGGAGCAACUGUGUAUAAGGAGGCGAAAUGGGGACGAUUUACUCAGAAUUUCAAUUUCAGGAGACUGAGGAUUGGGGUGGGUCACAAGUAUAACUCAAAGCCUUGUCUCGUUUGGUAAACUGAGGCCCAGGUAAACGAUUCUAAAACCUGCAGCUCGCUGAGAGCAACCUUUCACACUCUGUUCCUCAAGGCCCCCAGAGAAGCUGACCCCCCUCAAAUCCCUGUCUUAACCAGGUAAUGCCACAGGCACCAGAGCAAAGAGAACCCACAACCGUCCAGAGGAAGGGUCAGUGGGUGCCACCUGCUUUGCACCUGUGCCUUCACCCUGCCCAGUUCCUGAGGAGGACCGCAGGCCCGGAAGGCAGAGGCAAACAGCCCUACAACUGGGCUCUAAUCCCGCCCCCUUUCAUAGGCAUGAAACUAGGAAGCAUCUGGGCAACUGCUGACCAUUCUGUUUAAACGGCCCAACCUGGUCACAGGGCGUGGCGUGGCCAUGCCAGGCACAGGGCUGUCUGGCCAGCAUGUCACUCUGGGGGGUGCGCCUGGUCAGCCUGCAGCUUUCCCUCUCCUGCUGUUGGGCUUUCAGCUGCCACAACACCCUGUCCUCCCCUGACUUCAGCCUCCCUGGGGAUUACCUGCUUGCAGGCAUGUUCCCUCUCCACAGUGCCCCUCUAGAGGCGAGAGGAAGACCCACGGUGACCUUCUGUGACAGGUCCAACAGCUUCAACGGCCAUGGCUACCACCUCUUCCAGGCCAUGCGGUUCAGCAUCGAGGAGAUAAACAACUCCACCGCCCUGCUACCCAAUGUCACCCUGGGGUACGAGCUGUACGAUGUGUGCUCAGAGUCAGCCAACAUGUAUGCCACGCUAAGCAUACUGAGCACGCUGGGGAGGCGCUAUGUGGAGAUCCAGGGAGGCCCUGCCCACUUUUCCCCUGCGAUGGUGGCAGUGAUCGGGCCUGACAUCACCAGCCAUGCUCUCGCCACUGCAGCCGUGCUGAGCCCCUUCCUGGUGCCCCUGGUCAGCUAUGGAGCCAGCAGCAUGGUGCUAAACGCGAGGCGGCUCUACCCCUCUUUUCUGCGCACCAUCUCCAGUGAUAAGCACCAGGUGGACAUCUUGGUGCUGCUGCUGCAGAGGUUCGGGUGGGUCUGGAUCUCCAUCGUGGGUGGUGAAGGUGACUACGGGGAGGUAGGGAUACAGGAACUGGAGUACCAGGUCACCCGGCAGGGCAUCUGUGUUGCCUUCAGGGACAUUGUGCCUUUCUCCGCCCGACCGGGCGACGAGCGGAUGCAGAGCAUGAUACGCUGCCUGGUCCAAGCCAGGACCACCGUCGUAGUGGUUUACUCUGGCAGACAGGUGGCCAGAGUGUUCUUUGAGUCUGUGGUGCUGGCCAAACUGACUGCCAAGGUGUGGAUAGCCACAGAAGACUGGGCCAUCUCUAGUCACAUCAACAGCGUGCCCGGGAUCCAGGGCAUCGGCACAGUGCUGGGUGUGGCCAUCCCGCACAGGCAUGUCCCUGGCCUGAAGGAGUUUGAAGAGGCCUAUGUCCGGGCUGACAAAGGAGUUCUCAGGCCUUGCCCCCAGGGCUCCUGGUGCAGCAGCAACCAGCUGUGUACAGAAUGCUGGGCUUUCACGGCACAGGCGAUGCCCACGCUGGCGGAGUUCUCCAUGAGCUCUGCCUACAAGGCGUACCAGGCUGUCUACGCCGUGGCCCAUGGCCUCCACCAGCUCCUGGGCUGCGCCUCUGGAGCCUGUUCGAGGGGCCGGGUCUACCCCUGGCAGCUUCUGGAGCAGAUUCGCAAGGUGAAUUUCCUUUUACACAAAAACGCUGUGACAUUUAAUGACGAUGGCAGUACCCUCAGCAACUAUGACAUAAUCACCUGGGACUGGAGUGGCCCCAACUGGACCUUCAGGGUCAUUGGCUCCUCCUCUCCAUUUUCAGUGUCGCUGGACAUAAAUACGACCAAAAUCCGGUGGCAUGGAAACGCCAACCAGGUGCCUACGUCUGUGUGUUCCAGGGACUGUCCUGAAGGCCACCAGAGAGUGAUCAUAGGUUUCCACCAUUGCUGCUUUGAGUGUGUGCCCUGUGAGGCCGGGACCUUCCUCAAUAAGAGUGACCCCUAUAGAUGCCGGCCUUGUGGGAAAGAAGAGUGGGCACCUGAGAGAAGCGAGACCUGCUUCCCACGCAUCGUGGUGUUUUUGACGUGGCACGAGCCAGUCUCUUUGGUGCUGCUGGCAGCUAAUACGCUGCUGUUGGUGGUGGUGGCUGGGACUGCUGGCCUGUUUGCCUGGCACCUAGACACCCCUGUGGUGAGGUCAGCUGGGGGCCGACUGUGCUUCCUCAUGCUGGGCUCCCUGGCAGGGGGGACUUGGGGCCUCUAUGGCUUCUUUGGGGAGCCCACACUGCCCACGUGCUUACUGCGCCAAGGCCUCUUUUCCCUUGGUUUUGCCAUCUUCCUGUCCUGCCUGACGGUCCGCUCCUUCCAACUUGUCUUCAUCUUCAAGUUUUCUGCCAGGUUACCCACCUUCUUCCGUGCAUGGGUCCAAAACCAUGGUGCUGGCCUGUUUGUGAUGAUCAGCUCAACAACCCAGCUGCUUAUCUGCCUAGUUUGGCUUGCAGUGUGGACCCCACUGCCGACCAGGGAAUACAAGCACUUCCCUCAACUGGUGGUGCUUGGCUGCACAGAGGCUAACUCACUGGGCUUCAUGCUGGCUUUUACCUACAAUGGCCUCCUCUCUGUCGGCGCCUUUGCCUGCAGCUACCUGGGCAAAGACCUGCCAGAGAACUACAGUGAGGCCAAAUGUGUCACCUUCAGCUUGCUACUCAACUUCGUGUCCUGGAUCGCCUUCUUCACCAUGGCCACUGUCUAUCAGGGCAAGUAUCUGCCCGCGGUCAACGCGCUGGCCAUGCUGAGCAGCUUGAGUGGCUGCUUCAGCGGUUAUUUCCUCCCCAAGUGCUACGUGAUUCUGUGCCGCCCGGACCUCAACAGCACCGAGCACUUCCAGGCCUCCAUCCAGGACUACACCAGGCGCUGUGGUUCCACCUGACCACUGGAUCGAGCAUGGUCAAGCCUGGCGGGGCGGACUCAGGGGCGAAGGUGGAACAGGGGCGUCCAGGACCUGGGGUGUCCGGGAGGCUCCUCAGCCUUGGCGUGCGAAGUGUAAGCCCACGGGAGGGCUCAGUCCGGGCUGCGCCGGCUGCCAAUAAAAGUGA